CAAUUCUUCAAUCAAAUCCAUGGAGUCGACGUCUUGCUCUGCUUUCAAGCUCCCUCUUUCCGAUCUCCGCCAUUCCGAUCGGAGGUGCCGGUUAUUUCCUCAGCGAAAGCAAAUCGUGUCGGUUUCAUGUCAUGGCUCUGUCGGAGGAUUACAUCGUGGCGGUGCUGUUCGGAAGAGGGGUUCAACUUUGGAGACCCGCUGCUCGGUUGGGGUCUCAACGUAUGGAGAAAGUUUUGUGGAAUCUGCUUCGCAUGGCACAGAGGAGAAAAUUGGAGUCCUGCUUCUGAAUCUUGGAGGGCCAGAGACACUUAACGAUGUUCAACCCUUUUUGUUUAAUUUGUUUGCUGAUCCUGACAUCAUUCGCCUUCCUAGGUUGUUUGGGUUCCUUCAGUGGCCAUUGGCAAAGUUGAUUUCUGUACUCCGGGCUCCUAAGAGUAAAGAAGGGUAUGCUGCUAUUGGUGGUGGCUCUCCUUUGCGUAAAAUUACGGACGAGCAGGCGGAUGCUCUUAAACUGGCUUUGGAAGUGAAGAAUAUGCCUGUGAAUGUAUAUGUUGGAAUGCGUUAUUGGUAUCCAUUCACUGAAGAGGCAAUUCAACAGAUCAAGAGGGACAACAUAACAAGACUUGUUGUACUGCCACUAUAUCCACAGUUCUCUAUCUCCACAACUGGGUCAAGCAUCCGUGUGCUUCAGAAUUCAUUCAGGGAAGAUGCAUUUUUAUCAAGACUGCCUGUUGCUAUUAUAAAGUCCUGGUAUCAACGUGAGGGCUAUAUUAGGUCUAUGGCUGAUUUGAUUGCAAAAGAGCUGGAGAGAUUUGCAAAGCCCGAGGAGGUCAUGGUAUUCUUUAGUGCCCAUGGAGUACCAGUCAGUUAUGUUGAGGAUGCUGGAGACCCCUACAAAGAUCAGAUGGAGGAUUGCAUCUACUUAAUUAUGCAAGAGUUAAAAGCUAGAGGAAUUAACAAUGAUCAUACUCUUGCUUACCAGAGUCGAGUUGGACCUGUACAGUGGCUGAAGCCCUACACAGAUGAAGUUCUUGUUGACCUUGGCCAGAAAGGUGUUAAGAGUCUACUAGCUGUCCCAGUGAGCUUUGUGAGCGAGCACAUUGAGACACUUGAAGAGAUUGACAUGGAAUACAAGCAUCUGGCUCUUGAAUCUGGCAUCGAGAACUGGGGUCGUGUACCUGCGUUAAACUGCACAUCUUCAUUUAUUACAGAUCUAGCAGAAGCAGUAAUUGAAGCUCUACCUUCAGCAAAAGCCAUGACAAACUCAGAGGGCACCUCUGGAGAGAAUUUGGAUAAUGACCCCCUGAAAUACCUUGUGAAGAUGUUCUUUGGAUCAGUAUUGGCAUUUAUUCUGCUCCUCUCUCCAAAGAUGGUGCAUGCAUUUAGGAACCAUCCCUUUUGAAUGGUGUUUACAGAAACUGCAGCUUGUUGGCCAUGUUUAGUUGGAUGGAAUGGCCAUUACUUGGUCAAUGCAUGAAAGUAAGACAAUAAAAGGAAGUGUACUUGAAAAGAUGAGAAAAAGAAGGUGAGAAUAAGAUUGUUUAUUUUCUUUUAAAUUGAGGAACAAUGUUGGAAUAACUAAAACCUAAAAUGAAGGUGGCACUAGGUAUUCCUACUUUAUUCCCAAUUGCAAAGAAAAUAAGUAACCUUAUUCCCCUCUUAUCCCUCCUCUUCCUUAUCCUGUCUUAUUUUCAUGCAUUGACCAAGUAAUAGCCAUUCUAUCCCACCAAACAUUGCGGUAGAGAAUCUCAACCCCAUUUUUUAGAACUACAGAUGGUUGACCAGGGAUUUCAUUUUCUUACUUAUACGUUUUGAGCAUAUACAGAGGGAGGGAUGUUGUGCAGCAUUUUGUAGCCUUCUUGUCAAACUUUCCUGAUGUCUUGCUGUUGAUGGUUGCUAAUAAGUAAUCUUGCUCAAAUAUUUUCACAAAUAUUGAUCGGUGAAAUAACAUGAGAAACAUACAUAGCAUUGACCCUGUAGGGAAUGUGCAUCAUUUUUAAUUUAUAAAACAGCCUUUCUGUU
This is a messenger RNA of Rubroshorea leprosula, 2022 nucleotides long. The record is from the annotation of a GenBank genome assembly. Lineage: Eukaryota; Viridiplantae; Streptophyta; Magnoliopsida; Malvales; Dipterocarpaceae.